AAGUAGCAAAGUAAGCAAAUUGAACCUAACGUAAGUAACUUCCAUCUUACAUUUACUAACUAUCAGAAUGAUCUAUUCUUGGUAGGUACCCAUGGGUGACGAUCACGAGGCUGGAGAACAACACAUUGCCGUUGGUAACCCAAAUCUGUCUGUAGAAGACAUAGUGGCACACACCGAAGGCUACGGCGCUGAAGAACCCCCUGUUGGCACUCAUGAUGCAACAGGCGUUGUAGAUGACAUGGGUCUACUGACCGAUGAACAACUGGCCGAAGGAGCUUCGGUGGCGACUGAGCAAAAUCUCAUGAUGGAGGUUGAUAUCAUAGCUGCAAACAAACGGAGUGAACACUCCACUUCUGCAGCUGUCAUCAAUAUAUCAACUUCACCAUUGGCGGACUUUAAUGCUAGUUCCAAAAUGAAUGUUGAAACGGUUACAGAAAUUCCGAAUCCUACAUUUUCUCUUGGACUUACACAGGAAGACCCUCAUCCUAUCAGAACAUAUCCUCCAGUUGGGGACAAUUGUGACCUAGCUACCAAUGACGAUGUCCCAUCUAACGCAGCAGAGCACGAUGACGUGGCUCCGCCAUAUAGAAAGAGCAAGCGGGCUAAGGUGGUACCAAGGGCUCUAGUAGGCGACUACCAGUGCGAUAAACGAGUAUUAACGCGUGCAUGGGAAGCACAUGUUGCAGCAAUUUCUAGCAUUCCAAACAAUGACUACGCAGCCAAACGUUACUCACUAUCAGAAAAACUCAACGAUUCAUUCGUUAUAAACGUUUUUGGACUAUCACUUGAAAGCAGGGAGUUAUCGUUAAUUGUUGAUAGGAGUACCCAUCUUCCCGCCAAGGUAGUUGAUGUUCUCAUACGUCACACUCGUUCGGUGCUCCUAACCCACCCUGAUCAGUUACAAUCCAAGAACUCUGUGUUCCUUGAAACAAAGUUCGUUUCCCUGCUUUCCAAGACGUUUACUAGGUUCUCCAAGGCUCCAAAGAAAGAGAACUUUCGUUUCCCUACUUCACUGUCUGACAUUUUGGUUGGAGAUUGUGAAAUUCAUGAAGCUUCUCGUUUCUACUUCCCUUUCAACUUCGACAAAAAACACUGGGUAGGAAUAUGCAUUGACUGCUCUAAUUGGCAAGUUAUUGUGUUAGACUGCAAUUAUUCUCUCCGGACAGACGGGAUGAUUAGCAAAGAAUUGCCCCCUAUUGCACAAAUGUUCCCUUUUCUACUUCGUCAAGCCGGGAAACAGAUAGCUGCCAAAGAUCUCAAGACUCUCACCGUAGAGAGACCCCGAAGUGUGCCCCAGAAUUACAGCCAGUUCGACUCUGGUAUAACCGCAUCUCUUCUUAUUCAAGCUCAUGCUGUUGGAGGCGUCGAUGUCUGCAAAUGCAUUACAGAGCAUGUGCUCGACGCGGAGGUGGAAAGAACCGCAGUCAUGAUAUACGAAGACAACGUCGGGCUACUCUGAUUCCACUGCACUAAGCUUGUCUACUUUUUUCAUUCCGUUGCUUAUGCAAUCCACACUUAUGUAAUAAUGUUCACCGGUUUCUAUUGUACUCUUUAUUUAUCGAAGUAUUUCACCCUCUUGUAUC
This is a messenger RNA of Brassica oleracea var. oleracea, 1583 nucleotides long. RefSeq lists its product as uncharacterized. Gene Ontology annotation, molecular function: cysteine-type peptidase activity. Gene Ontology annotation, biological process: proteolysis. The record is from RefSeq and is a predicted model, not a curated record. Lineage: Eukaryota; Viridiplantae; Streptophyta; Magnoliopsida; Brassicales; Brassicaceae. The transcript is spliced from 7 exons. The coding region runs from base 92 to 1459 and encodes 455 amino acids.